AGCUGCGCAGCCCGUCGCUCGGCAACAGAGCACGCCCCUCCCCGCGCGGGACCCCCGGGCCGCGGCCACGAGUGCCCCGGCAUUUGGACAUUCGCCAUCAAAGAUGUCGGCAAAGGCCAGGUCGGAGGCCCCCAGCAGGAAGUGGGCUUCUCACCCCGCCUAUGAACGGUACUGGAAGCAUUACCAUCAGGCUAUGACGUGGAUGCGAAGCCACCAGCUCGCCUACAGGAAGGCCCUGGAGGUUUACUACAGUGCCCUCUGGUACUCGGCCGCUGAAGCUCAGGCCCACACGUCUGAUGCCGAGGACGGGGAACUUCCUCAGCACCGCGGCCACCCCGUGGAGGACUGGGACUCCCAGCACAGCUCCUCCCCACCCAGACGCAAGGUGCGGUCCCGGCCACAACGCAAAACCCAGCUGUCGGCAUCAUCGCCAUCGUCAUCACCAUCAUCGUCCUCAUCAUCAGUGUGGGUGUCCUCGUCAUCUGACUCUGAAGGGGUGGAAUGCGAUGUCAGCAACAUGGAAAUCACCCAGGAGCUCCGUGACUACUUUGCACAGACUGAGAAGCACCAGGAGGAGCGGAAGCGGCAGCAGCUGCUGGAGGAGAAGCGCCUGGAAGACUACGUGAACGCUGACCAUGACCUGUACCACAAUUGGUCUCAGCGCUCAGCAGGGCCACCCGACGACAGGGUGUGGGAGCGGCGCCUGGAUGACAUGCAGCGCCUCUACGGGGACAGCGCCACCAAGAUCCAGGCCAUGGAGGCGGCCAUGCAAUUGAGCUUUGACAAGCAUUGCGACCGCAAGCGGCCCAAGUACUGGCCGGUCAUCCCGCUCAAGUUCUGAGUGCCGCCCCAGGGGCCCCGCUGUCCCUCCCCUCCCCCACCUCCCCACGUCCCCUCUCCCCACGUCCCCCUCCCCGCACAGAGAAUGGCCUGAGAAACGGGACGGGGGCCGCGUGACCUGGAUCUGGGGGUAAGGGUGCUGUUCUGCUCACUCACAGGUCAGCAGGGUGGAGGGCCAUUGCCGGCAGAAGGGAAUUUUUUCCUCACCUAACACUGCCGUGUCUGCCUCUGUGGGUUUUUAUUUUCAUUAGCUUAGGGU
Molecule: messenger RNA, 1099 nt
Organism: Sorex fumeus (smoky shrew)
Lineage: Eukaryota; Metazoa; Chordata; Mammalia; Eulipotyphla; Soricidae
Gene: GEMIN8
Product: gem nuclear organelle associated protein 8
Exons: 4
Coding region: 104-841 (245 amino acids)
Biological process (GO): spliceosomal snRNP assembly
Cellular component (GO): SMN complex
Source: RefSeq, a predicted model, not a curated record